AUGUCUUGUAACUCUUGCUCUAAAGGAUUUUCCUUGCUGCGUUCAGAGAAAGGCUGUCCUUGCUGCGGAUUCAGUUAUUGCUCAAAAUGCUUAAACAACAAAAUCUUCCUACCAAAGCUUAAUUGCGAAGCAAAGGUAUGUGUGAAAUGCAAAAAUGCUACUAAUUCAACUGUAAAGACAAAUAUUGAUCCACCAGCUGCCUACUACAAAAGAAUUGGUAAUGUAGACAAUAAAAUAAGUAAUUUGGAUAGCAAAGAUCAGACUCUUGAUAUGGAAAUUAAAAACCGUUUACAAAAACUUAAAGAACCACAAAGUUCCACACAUUAUUCUGAUAGGGAUAUAGAGGCCCGAUUAAAAAAGUUAAAAGAUGUUCCGUCAAUAUCAGAAGCUGAUCUUGAACAACGAUUAGCUAAUAUAAAGGGAGUUUCAGUUGAAUCUAUGAAAAGUAAGCCAAUCACAAUUAAUCCAGAUCUAAGAACAGAAGAAGAACAGACUAAUGACUUAUUAAGACAAUAUAUGGCACAAUCAAACAUGGAUCAAAAUUAUGAAGAUGAGUUUAAUAAUAAAAUUUCUGAUAUUGAAUCAAGGUUACAGAAGUUAAAAGGAUCUACAACCACUGGUGUUACAGUACAAGAAACAAGCCCCCAUCAAGAUGAAGAAUCUGAGGAAUCAAUCAUAAAUAAAAUAAUUGAACAGGCGAAAAUUGAGUCCUUCGAUUCUGAGAACACUGCAUCAACAAAUGAUGAAUUGCCAUUUUGUGAAAUUUGCAAUGAAGAUGCAGUUAUGAGGUGUAUGGGUUGCAAGUAUCUAUUUUGCAAACAAUGUUUUAUUGAACAUAAAGAUGAAGACGAUGGCUGUGAUAAGUUUGAGCCAUAUACUGCUCCUAAAAAUAAUGUCUAUUGA
Molecule: messenger RNA, 903 nt
Organism: Leptosia nina
Lineage: Eukaryota; Metazoa; Arthropoda; Insecta; Lepidoptera; Pieridae
Source: the annotation of a GenBank genome assembly